Molecule: messenger RNA, 2316 nt
Organism: Sabethes cyaneus
Lineage: Eukaryota; Metazoa; Arthropoda; Insecta; Diptera; Culicidae
Product: O-acyltransferase like protein
Exons: 10
Coding region: 1-2316 (771 amino acids)
Molecular function (GO): acyltransferase activity, transferring groups other than amino-acyl groups
Source: RefSeq, a predicted model, not a curated record
AUGAAGUUUCUCUGUGCAGUAGUGUUAGUGUGCCUUUUAGUUUAUUCCGACAAAAUUGGUGCACAAUCAAUAAGCUCACAAAUCACAGAUCAAGAAAUCCAAGAAGGAAACAAUGUGACAGCCUUUGAAAAUUUAAUUAUCUUGGAUGACCUUCUCGACGUAUUCGAUAUCCGGAGUAUUGGAUUGAACUGGAAUAAUGUGUACAAGUUAUUGACAAGUAAUUGCUCACGAGACAUGAAAGAAUAUCUGCAUGGUUUACAGGCUGGCAAAAUAUGGGCCAUCAAAAUGGACGAUUCAUCCGGAAAAUACAACAAAGGAUUUUUCUGGGGAAAUAACUACUGGACUGGAUCCAUCACACAAUGUUCUUUUAUUCACCGGAAAAAUACCUCUAGCAAAAACCUUACGAUGACAACAAAAAAUACGGAUUUAACGUACAUUAACGGAAAUUUUCUCGGUUCUUCGGAUAUGAUGCACGAAAACCCACCGUUUGUUCCAGGCUUUUACAUGCUCAAAGUUUUACUAAACAAUACGUAUAGGCUUGGACCGCCAAGGACCAUUUUAAUGGGUCUCUGCCUACCUGGAUCCUGCCAGUUAAGCGACGUUAUCCAAAUGACCCGUACGAGCAAAUCUGCUGAAAAGAACUUCCAAGUACUAGGCGUGAGAUCACCGACAUUAAAUAAUUUUUCUCUAUGGGAAGACUUCACGUUCCAGAUUUUAUUCGCUGCUACUGUCAUUGUAACGCUAUUAUUAAUUGGAGGUACAGGCUGUGAUCUUAUACUGAGGAAGAGAUAUGAAGAGAACCUACGAAUGAAAAAGUAUUCCAAAGAUUUAAAUUCAGAAUCCUCUUCCGGACUAGGCUGUACUACAUACGACCUCACGCGAAACCUUCCAGACAAGGCAGCCAAAACAAAUUGCGAUGCCUUCAGCAUUCCCACAGGAGUAAAUAACAAUAACUCGGAUGAAAAUCUCGCUAUUGAACCUACUUCCAAUGAUGACGAAAAACUAAGUGUAUGGACUGAGCUACUUCUAUCGUUUUCGAUUGUUACAAACUUUCGAGCAAUUUGUGAUAAAAAUGUUGGCAAUGACACCAUUCCUUCCAUUCACGGACUACGCGCACUUUCCAUGCUUUGGGUUAUUUUAGGACACACCAUGAUUGUUGUUUUUAAGUACUCGGAUAAUAUGGAACUUCGAAAAGUCGUUGAGAAGGAAGUAAUGUUUCAAACAAUUCUUAAUGGUGCAUACAGCGUAGAUACGUUCUUUUUCAUUAGCGGUUUUUUGGUUUCAUACAUAUAUUUUCGAACGAAUGCCAAAGGAAAACUGGAAAUUAUAACCCAAGGCGUGAAUGAGUUCACAGCUGGAACAUAUCAUUUUAUCGGACUCGUCAGUUAUCGUUUUGUUAGGUUGACUGCUCCAUAUCUUUAUGUCCUCGGCGUAGUGGAAGUUGUAAUGAGGUAUUUGGAACAAAAUUCUGUAUUCGAACCACCAACUCAAGAUCACGUGACCUGCCCAAAAUAUUGGUGGCGUAAUAUAUUGUACAUAAAUACACUCUUCCCUGUAGAGCAAAUGUGUAUGCUUUGGAGUUGGUAUUUAGCAGAUGACACACAAUUCUACAUCAUAGGAGCAGUUAUCCUGAUAGUUGCCGUGAGGCAUUUCAAAUUUGCCGCCGCAAUGGUUACCAUAUUUAUGAUUUCAUCGUGGGCUACCACUGGAUACAUAGCAUUUACAAAUAAUCACAUGCCCAAUGCAGAUGAUCCGUUUGCUCUAUUUGAUAAAAUCUACGAUAAGCCCUGGACUCGCCUAGGCCCGUAUCUUGUGGGAAUGAGCGUCGGUUGGAUCCUGUUCAAAACCAAUUGUAAAAUAAAUAUGUCCAAGGUUUUGGUGGCUUCAGGUUGGAUCACUUCUACAUUGAUGACUCUAUAUUUACUAUUUGGUUUGUUUAAUACCACACUCACUAAACCAGCAGCAGCAGCAUAUAGUUCUCUGAGUCACACUGGAUGGGCAUUAUCAUGCGCUUGGGUUAUCAUUGCCUGCUCCACAGGAUACGGAGGAUGGGUAAAUAAUCUUCUCUCGGCUCCUAUUUUGUAUCCUCUAUCUAGGGUCACCUACUGUGCGUAUUUGGUACAUCCAAUUGUGAAUCGAAUAUAUGCAAUGGAGUCGGAUUCUCCGAUCCACAUGACACCGAACAACUUGACAACAUUAUACCUAGGACAAGUGGUAUCUUCAUACGUACUGGCAUUCAUCGUAUCACUUUCUUUUGAAGCUCCGGUUGUCACAAUGCUGAAAAUUAUGUCCCCUAGCAGGAAAAAAGAAAUAUGA